AUGGUGCGGUCGCCGGCCCUCAGCGCGGCGGCGGCCGUCCUUCUCCUCCUCCACGCCCCCUCGCGCCGCACGGGCGGGGCGACCGCGACCCCCACCGGUGGCCGGCGGCGCGGGCACCCCCACCGCUGCCUCCUUCUGCCAAUUCGCGUUCUUUUAUGCAUUCUAACUGCUAUACUUUUACGUGCCUCAGGGCCAAAGGAGCUCACUGGUGCUGUUGAUUUGAUCAGCCACUACAAACUGCCGCCACACCAUGAAACAUCUUCGCAAUGUUGUGCCUUGGAAUUUUUUUUCGGUGUUAUAAAUGCAAGGCCUUUGGCUAGAGAUUUGUUUAUGGCAUGUGUAAGACAUUCUAAGCAUCAAGAACUGAAGGACUUCUCUUUAUCGAUUGGGAUACUUCAGGUCGGUUGCAAAAUUUCUCCUGGAAUGGCUGAUUUGGUUAAUAAGCUAAAAGCUAGGAAUGUUGAUGUAUUCCUUGUGUCAGGAAGCUUCCGACAAAUGAUCAAGGCAAAGCUAUUGCCAAAUGGACAGGAUAAUGUCAAUGUUUCGUUCUGUAAAUUGAUUGAUCUGGACUAUGGAUUUCACAGGAACAACUAA
Miscanthus lutarioriparius is the source of this 594-nucleotide messenger RNA. The record is from the annotation of a GenBank genome assembly. Lineage: Eukaryota; Viridiplantae; Streptophyta; Magnoliopsida; Poales; Poaceae.